AAAAAAAAUUUUUUUUAAGAAAAGCCAGGGCCACCUAAGGGAACCCCCUCCCCCCCCCCCCCCGCCACCCAUACAGGGCCAGAAUCCCAAGGGCUCUUAACCUGCACCUGUCCCUGUCACUAGCCAGAGCGCCCUCCUCCCACACCCACUCUUCAGCAAAGUCCCAGCAGGUUCGAGGUUGUUAAGACCAGAAAUCACACCCAUUUCUGCCCCUCCAGGGUCGUGGGGUGAGCACGGAUAUUCUGUGUGGGGAGGGCGGGGAAUUCCAGCCGCCUCCUCCCAAGGAGGCCCUGGUUCAGAGCCUGCCCCAAGAAGAUGAGGACGCGCUCUGGGGGUGGGUGGGGCGGGGACUAGACUCUAGAGCCAAGGCCCGAGGCCCCAGCAGUGACGCAGAGAAUGUGCCCUGUGUACUCUGAGCCUCCGUCCGCAGGACAGACUCAGGCAGACGGGACCACUGCCUGAAGGAACAGCCCAGAGGUUGUCUGCAUCCUGUGAAGGGAGGGGUGCAGAGGAGGGGCUGGAGGGGACUGUCCCACAGAGGCCAGGAGGUCAGCUGGAAGGAGAGCAGGAUGGAGGACAGAAGGAACGUGUGGGGUCGGGGUAGCCGGGUCAGGAAGCCCGGAGGAGAAGACAACAGUGGGCAUGGUUGAGGCCACGUGAGGCCUUGUCUCCUCUUCUGGUGCUGGGGGGGCCCCUGGUAGAGACCACAAGCUUCCCCAGCUUGAGUGGCUCAUGGUGGGGGGGAGGGGAGCACUGCUCACCCGGUGCAAAACAGAGCGCCCUUAGUUCUGACCCUCACCACCCCUUCUGGCGCUUGGCCAUCUGGGUGCUCUCCAAGCACGGAGCUGAGCGAGGGUGCAGGCGAAGGGUCGAGGACCUUGGCGAUGAAGGAGCUUGCCCCCCAGGACACCUUUGCAGGGUACCGGGUGGCUAGUUUGCGCUGCAGAGCUUCCUUCCCUUCCCUAGGGGCAGACUGCCUUCCCUGAUGGUAAAACCCCCAGCUGGGGCUCCCACAAACAAGGUCGUGAGGCCCCUGCAGGUCGUGGGCCAGGCCGGUGCCUCCUGUUCCAGCGGGGCAGAGGUCCUCCUCGAGUUGGAUCGAUUGGUCGUCAGCCCAUUAGCGGGGGUGGCCAGGCUGCCUCAUCAAUAUUUUAAGGCAUGACCUGGCCGUGGGGUCCGGAACUGCGUGUGGCAGGGGCUGAUGACUGGCCUUUUUUCUAUUCCAAUUGUGAGUGCUAUUUUUACUACCGGAAGGCCAGCCGCCCCCUCUCCCAGGCGGCUAACCGGGUGGGGGUAGGGUCUCCCAUCUGGGUUCCUGGCCGCAGGGUUAGGAGAGUCCGUGGCUUGGAAAAGUGACAGGCAGGGACUUGAUUAGGCUUCCUCCCUUGAAGCCCCCUCCCUUCCCGCUCUGGCCCUGGUGAAAUGAGAAUGAAAACCAGGAGCCAGACAGGCUGGUUGAGCCUCGGAAACCCCCCGGGUGAUGGAUCAGGGGAGGGUGGUCUACCUGGGUGGGUACCCUUUGUCUCCAGCCCCAGUCCUCAGAGAAGAAGCAACCCCUGCCCGUCCCUGGUCCCAGGGGGGUGACAGUGAGGCCCCAGUCUUCAGUGUCCAAGGGCCGUAACAGUCCCAGGCCUUAGAGGCCACCGCUCCAGCAGCCCAUUUUCCUGGUGGGGAAGCCUGAGGAGACACAGAGCCUGGCCUGAGACAGAGCCCAGUCCUCCAGUGCCCUCCCGCACCGACUCAGCAGGUCUCUUCUGGCUGUAUGGGGCCACAGGAGGAACUGGGACUCUGCCCAUGGAAACAAGAGGGCCAAGGACCACAGGGACUAUGGGAGCUCGGGGAGGGAGGGCCAGUGUAGGGAGAAGGCUUCCUGGAAGAAGAGGUUUUACACAGUCUAAACGCCAAGUAGAAUUUGAGUAGUCAGUAGAGUGAGGACAGCUGUUCAGGCAGGAGACUGGCACAGGCCGGGACCAGGGGGCCACUGGAGGAGGGAGAGCCCAGGGCCAUCUGGAUUCAUCCAUAAACCUUCCAGGCGAGCCAGACAGUGGGGGCCAGGGUGAGUUCAUCCACCCUGCUUCCAGGAUCGCUGGGCUCAGCUUUUCCCACGUUGGGGUCUGGUCACCUGCAGAAUGGGAGAGGGCCCCAUCUCAUUCAUCGGGUGACACUGGCUGGUCCCUGGAGAGGGCUGGAAAGGCCUCCUGACUGCACCCGAAGUUAGGGAGGACCCCGGCUCUGCCCGUGGCCGCCCAUGGAUUAUAACAUUGCAGAGUCCGCCUCCUGUGCUGUCCUUCCAGGAAGGGAACACCCCUUACCCCCAUUUUAAAGUGAAAAAACAGGCUCAGAGGUGGGAGUUGUGGUCAUCGUCACUCACCCAGAGAGCAGUGGGGUCAGGCUUUGAGCCUAGGUCGGCCAAGAUCCCUGCACUUGGUCUCAUCCCCCGUUUUGGCUCCGAGGGCAGUUCGGUUGGGGACAGUACCUCACUGCUCCUGCCAAGGCUGAGGCCUCUUCUGUAUGGCUUGCAGCCUUCUCUUUGCAGACAGCCACGUCUGGGCCUCUGUCUCCCUGUCUGUAGCUAGUGUGGGGGCUCCCUGCUGGCCCUGCUGUUUGUCACUUACCUCUCCAUGCCCAACCCCUGUCCUUUCUAUGUAGACCUGGCUAGACCCGGGGGACACUGAGGCCCAUAGGCUCCUGGCCAGCGAGCAGGGGUGGGUAGGGAAGAUCAAGGCAGUCCAGUCUCUGCCUGGGACGUGGCCACAGCCACCAUACCCUUGCCAGAUUCUUCUCUUGAGGUCCACCCCUAUCUCCAGUGAGGGCUAGCUGGGACCCACGCUGUGAGAGCCUCCCCUCAGGGCCCCAUGCCUCCACUGUGUCCCCUUCAAGCAGCAGGAAGAACAGGGAGGACCAGGGAUUGAUGUGCAAAGAGGCGCACCGGGACUGAUUUCCUCCCUGCGCCCCGUUCCCCUGUGGGGCAAACGGGUGUUCACAUUCGGUGCUGGAUUCGGUGCUAGCCCUUCCCAGGCUGCUAUGUCAUCCACUCUGACCGCCCUGAUGGUGCAGGGGGAGAAGUAGGGAGCACUCCCACCUGUGGGGAGCACGACCGCACGGGGUAAGUGGAUGGGCUUGGAACAACAGGAACAGAGCCUCACCGGCUUAGCUGCCGGGCUUUCUCCCCACUCCCACCCCCAAAAACGUACCCCCUCGGCAGGUCAGGCCAAGGCCUUGUCUCUCCACCUUCCCUGGAGGCCUUGCUGGUAGUGGCAGGUGUGUUCCCACCUCCGCCCUCAUUCCUGGCAUUAUGACUCAGGCCUGUCUCCUGCCCCCAAGGAGUGUCUAUGCUGGAUGGGGGGGGGGGGGGGCGGGGGGGCAGACGUGGAAACAGACACCUGGAGCACCCUGUCAUUGGCACCUUUCCCGAGGGGCAUACCGGAGGGGACUGUGGGAGCUUGGAGGAGAUCCUCAUGCCACAUGGGUGGGGGAGGUCAGGGAAGGCUUCCUGGAGGAAGUGCCCCUGGAUUAAUUAUGGGUGCCUCAGCCCCCGUUCUCCCCCAGCCCCUUCCCCUAUGUCCUGAAAGUCAGCCUCCGAGUUAUUGUUCUUGCCUGCAGUGAGGUCACUCUUUGUUCUCCUCCCUCUUCACUGCCAUAAAGGCCAUCGCAGACCCCACCUCCUCCGGGAAACCCUCCUAACUCCUCGCUACCCUCUUCCGCAGUGCGGGGGCAGGAGUCGCUGAGCAGACCGCUGGUUUGGAAAACUGUCCUCUGUGCUAAGUGCCUCAUCAAGUGGCCCGUUUCCUCCCUGGGGCUGCCCUGUGGUUAUUGACUGCAGAUCGAUGGCCGAGGUUGCCCCAAGAGUUUGGAUCCCAGAGGAGAGAUGAGAUGAUGCUCCCAGGAGCUGUGAGGGAAACGCCAUGCUGGGUAACGUGGGAUCCUGGGAAGACAGCCGCAGGGGGCUGCGAUGGGACGGGAGCCAUGAAUGGUGCCGCCUCCGGCCCCGCCGCCGCCGCCACCCCCGCCCCAGUCCCCGACUGGCGGCAGUUCUGUGAGCUGCACGCGCAGGCGGCCGCCGUGGACUUCGCGCACAAGUUCUGCCGCUUCCUGCGGGACAACCCGGCCUACGACACGCCCGACGCCGGCGCCUCCUUCUCGCGCCACUUCGCCGCCAACUUUCUGGACGUCUUCGGCGAAGAGGUGCGCCGCGUGCUGGUGGCCGGGCCGGCGCCUCGGGGGGUGGCCGAGCACCCCGAGGCCAUGGAGCCCGAGCCGGCGGGGCCCGCGGCGCUCAAGGCGGCGGCGUAUGGCCACUCGCGGAGCUCCGAGGACGUGUCGACCCAGGCGGCCGCCAAGGCCCGCGUCCGCAAGGGCUUCUCGCUGCGCAACAUGAGCCUGUGCGUCGUGGACGGCGUGCGCGACAUGUGGCACCGGCGCGCCUCCCCGGAGCCCGACGCUAGCGCCGCCCCGCGCGCCGCCGAGCCCCCAGCCGAGCCGCGAGACAAGUGGACACGGCGCCUGAGGCUGUCGCGGACGCUGGCGGCCAAGGUGGAGCUGGUGGACAUCCAGCGCGAGGGCGCGCUGCGCUUCAUGGUGGCCGACGACGCGGCCGCGGGCCCGGGCGGCACGGCCCAGUGGCAGAAGUGCCGCCUGCUCCUGCGCAGGGCCGUGGCCGGCGAGCGCUUCCGCCUGGAGUUCUUCGUGCCGCCCAAGGCCUCCAGGCCCAAGGUCAGCAUCCCUCUCUCGGCCAUCAUUGAGGUCCGCACGACCAUGCCCCUGGAGAUGCCAGAGAAGGACAACACGUUUGUGCUCAAGGUAGAGAAUGGAGCCGAAUAUAUCCUGGAGACCAUCGACUCACUGCAGAAGCACUCGUGGGUGGCUGACAUCCAGGGCUGUGUGGACCCCGGGGACAGCGAGGAAGACGCCGAGCUGUCCUGUGCCCGGGGAGGCUGUCUGGCCAGCCGAGUAGCCUCCUGCAGCUGUGAGCUUCUGACUGACGCAGGGGACCUGCCCCGGCCCCCAGAGACAACGGCAGCCGUGGUGACAGCUCCACACAGCCGAGCUCGAGAUGGCGUUGGGGAGUCCCUGGUCCACGUCCCGCUGGAGACCUUCCUGGAGACCCUGGAAUCCCCGGGUGGCAGAGGCAGGGACAGCAGUAACACAGGGGAGGAGGGAGCGGAGGCAGAGCCUGAGGCCGAGACUGAGCUGGAACUCUCCGACUACCCCUGGUUCCACGGCACGUUGUCACGGGUCAGGGCGGCUCAGCUGGUGCUAGCGGGAGGACCCCGGAGCCACGGCCUCUUCGUGAUCCGCCAGAGCGAGACUCGGCCUGGGGAGUACGUGCUGACCUUCAACUUCCAGGGCAAGGCCAAGCACCUGCGCCUGUCCUUGAACAGCCACGGGCAGUGCCACGUGCAGCACCUGUGGUUCCAGUCUGUGCUUGACAUGCUGCGCCACUUCCACACCCACCCGAUCCCACUGGAGUCAGGGGGCUCUGCAGAUAUCACCCUACGCAGCUACGUGCGGGCCCAGGGCCCCCCACCCGCCCCGGGGCCCUCGCCCAGCGCCGCGCCCGCGCCCCCCGCCUGCUGGAGCGAGCCGGCCGGCCAGCACUACUUCUCCAGCCUGGCCGCCGCCGCCUGCCCGCCCGCCUCGCCCUCGGAGGCGGGCGGCGCCUCGUCCUCGUCCGCCUCGUCGUCCUCGGCCGCGUCGGCGCCGGCCGCCCCGCGCCCCGCCGAGGGCCCGCUGAGCGCGCGCAGCCGCAGCAACAGCGCCGAGCGCCUCCUGGAGGCGGCGGGGGGCGGCGCGGACGAGCCCCCGGAGGCCGCGCCCGGCGAGGGAGCGCGGGGCCGCACGCGCGCCGUCGAGAACCAGUACUCCUUCUACUAGCCCGGCACGGCGGCGCCAAGGCCCUGGGGCCCCCCCGGACGCGCCGUGCGGCCGCCCCCGUACCCGUCCAUCCCUCCGUCCAGCGGACCCGGCCGGCCCCAGCCCGGCGCUGGGUGGGAAAAGCGAAGCUCUUCAGUGAAGACAUAAAUGUUAUUAAAGAGCCUGUUUUAGGGACUGCA
Messenger RNA from Prionailurus viverrinus (fishing cat), 6053 nucleotides. RefSeq names its product SH2B adaptor protein 2 (gene SH2B2). The record is from RefSeq and is a predicted model, not a curated record. Gene Ontology annotation, molecular function: transmembrane receptor protein tyrosine kinase adaptor activity. Lineage: Eukaryota; Metazoa; Chordata; Mammalia; Carnivora; Felidae. The transcript is spliced from 10 exons. Gene Ontology annotation, biological process: antigen receptor-mediated signaling pathway; intracellular signal transduction. Gene Ontology annotation, cellular component: plasma membrane. The coding region runs from base 3874 to 5874 and encodes 666 amino acids.